Dryobates pubescens (Downy woodpecker) is the source of this 5608-nucleotide messenger RNA. RefSeq names its product cyclin dependent kinase 13 (gene CDK13). Gene Ontology annotation, biological process: protein phosphorylation; transcription elongation by RNA polymerase II; positive regulation of transcription elongation by RNA polymerase II. NCBI's taxonomy places the organism in Eukaryota, Metazoa, Chordata, Aves, Piciformes, Picidae. Gene Ontology annotation, cellular component: nucleus; cyclin/CDK positive transcription elongation factor complex. Bases 382 to 4968 code for a protein of 1528 amino acids. The transcript is spliced from 14 exons. Gene Ontology annotation, molecular function: cyclin-dependent protein serine/threonine kinase activity; RNA polymerase II CTD heptapeptide repeat kinase activity; ATP binding. The record is from RefSeq and is a predicted model, not a curated record.
CGGCGCCGGAUGAGGCUGCCGCGGCCUGGGAUGGAGUGAGGAGGCCGCCACCAGGAGACACUUCCGCGUUGCGGGAGGCCGCGCCGGGCCCGCGGGAGGUUUCCGCCGUCGAGCCGGCCAGCGCCCGUCCCGAACUUCGGCCUGAACGCGGGCGGCGCGGCCCCAUGUAAGGCGGUGCGGCUAGGCGGGCUGCGAGGCGGGCCGGGCCCUGGCAGCCGGCUGGAGAGCGACCGAGGAAGUGAACGAGGCCCCGGUGCCGGCCGUCGGGUGUCCCCGUGUGUUUGUGUGGCGCCGGGUCUCCAUGGCGCCGGCAUCGCCCUGAGGUCGUCGUCGUCGGGAUACCCUAGGCCGCGUCCUCGUCUUCGGCCGUGAGUGAGCUCGAUGCCGAGCACCUCGGACGCGGCGGCCGGCGGGAGUGGGGGAAGCCGGGGCUGGGGGAGCGGCGGCGGCAGCAGCUCGGCUGUGGAGGCAGCAGCAGACAAGAAGCGGCUGCAUCACAGGAGACGGAAGCGCUUCGCGGCCCAGCCGCAGCCUCCCCCCCCACCGCCGGCCCCUCACCCGCUGCUCUUCCCGCUCCUGCAGCCGCCCCUCCUGCAGCCCCCGCUCCUGCAGCCGCCGCUGCCGCCGCAGUCUCUGCUCUUCCUGGCGGCCACCGGCGCCUCCUCCUGCUGCGGGGACGGUGGGGAGCGGAAGCGGCCGCGGGGCAAGCGGCGCUCGGGCUCCCGGCACAAGCGGCGGAGGGGUCGCGGCGGCGGCGGCGGCGGCGCGACUCAAGAGGCGGAGAAGCGGCGCGGUAGCGGGGGGCUGAGCACGCUGGUGGAGGAGUACGACGACGUGAGCUCCCAGUCCGAAGGGCUGGUGGGCGGCGGCGCCGCCGGUGGCGGCGCGGCCAGCGGCGGGGGGAGCCCGGCCUCCUCCUCAGGCGGUGGUGCCCAGCGACAGAGGGGCGAGGCGGAGCGUAGCAGCCGGUCCCGCCGGGAGCACCGCAGCAGCAGCGGCCGCUCCAAGGAACGGCACCGGGAGCACCGCCGGCGGGGGGAAGAGAAGUCGCAGCAGGAGGGGGCGUCGGGGGGCAGAGGGGGAGCCGAGGCUUCCUCGUCUUCCAAGUCCCGCAGCCGCCACAACCACACCGGGGGUCAGGACCGAGAGGGACUCAAGAGCAGCAGCGGCAGCGACGGCCGCAGGAAGGGCUCCGUCGCCUCUCCCAGCAGUGGCAGGAAAGAACGGGAGAGCAAAGGGCACCGGAGCCGGACUAAAGCGACUAAGGAGCCACCGUCGGCUUACAAAGACCCGCCGAAGGCCUACCGAGACGACAAGCCUGAGCCCAAGGCCUACCGGCGGCAGCGAUCCUCCCCCAGCCCCGGCCGGGAUGACAGCCCGCCGCUGCACCGCUCUUCGCAGAGUCAGCGGAGCCGCAAGUCGCUCAGCCCAGUGGGCGGCCGCUCGCCUCUCAGCCCCUACAGCCGCCGCCGCUCCCCCAGCUACAGCCGGCACAGCUCCUACGAGCGUGGUGGAGAUGUGUCACCCAGCCCGUACAGCAGCUGGCGUCGGUCGCGGAGCCCCUACAGCCCCGUUAUCCGGAGAUCAGCAAAAUCUCGAAGCAGAAGUCCAUAUUCAUCAAGGCACUCAAGGUCUCGUAGCAGGCACAGGUUGUCUAGAUCCAGAAGUCGUCACUCAAGUAUUUCUCCUAGUACAUUGACUCUGAAGAGUAGCCUGGCUGCUGAGCUGAACAAAAACAAAAAAGCAAGGGCUGCAGAGGCAGCCAAGGCCAGUGCAAAAGCUUCCAAUACUUCAACACCUACCAAGGGAACCACGGAUGCUGCUGCAAGUGCACCCCAAGUGAACAAUGUAAAGGACCUGAAGAAAAUAAAAACGGAGCAUACACCUUCUCCUACAAGCAGUGCAAAUGUGAAAAAUGACAAGGCAAAAACAAAGGUCUCACUUCCUGAAACAAAAGGGGAAAAUAAUUUAAUUGCAGACAAAACUAUUAAACAGAAACCUACAGCAGUAAAAGAGAACAAAUUAACUGUUGUAAAACAGCCACCAGUCACUGUAAAAGAGAAAAGCAAACCAAGUACACCAAGUGUAGUAACCAAGGAGAAGGAUCGAAUUGUUGCACUACCAACCUCCACACUGCCACCUUUGCCUUUGCCUCCCAUGCUGCCUGAAGACAAAGAAACGGAUAGUACUUUGCGAGAAAAUGUUUCAGUGAAGUCAACUAAAGAAACAGAGAAGAAACUUCGCCAUCUGCUUGCAGACUUGCCUCUUCCACCUGAGUUGCCUGGAGGAGCUGACUUAUCUAAAAGCCCUGAGGAAAAGAAACCAGCAGUUCCGUUACACAACAAGAGAAGACCAAAAAUAUGUGGACCACGACAUGGUGAAACAAAAGAAAAAGAAAUAGACUGGGGAAAGCGCUGUGUGGAUAAAUUUGACAUCAUUGGUAUUAUUGGGGAAGGAACUUAUGGGCAAGUGUACAAAGCCAGAGAUAAAGACACAGGGGAAAUGGUGGCACUAAAGAAAGUUCGCCUGGAUAAUGAAAAGGAAGGGUUUCCAAUUACAGCUAUCCGAGAGAUUAAGAUUCUUCGACAGCUUAAUCACCAAAGCAUUAUCAACAUGAAGGAAAUAGUGACAGAUAAAGAGGAUGCUUUGGACUUCAAAAAGGACAAAGGUGCAUUUUACCUGGUAUUUGAAUAUAUGGACCAUGACUUGAUGGGACUGCUGGAAUCUGGUUUGGUUCAUUUCAAUGAAAAUCAUAUUAAGUCUUUCAUGAGACAGCUGAUGGAGGGCUUGGCCUAUUGCCAUAAGAAGAACUUUUUGCACAGAGAUAUCAAAUGUUCAAAUAUUCUACUAAAUAAUAGAGGGCAGAUAAAGCUUGCAGAUUUUGGUCUUGCUCGGCUCUACAACUCAGAAGAAAGCCGACCAUAUACCAACAAAGUUAUCACAUUAUGGUAUCGGCCUCCUGAACUUCUGCUUGGAGAAGAGAGAUACACGCCAGCUAUCGAUGUCUGGAGCUGUGGCUGUAUCCUGGGUGAACUAUUUACAAAAAAGCCAAUAUUUCAAGCAAAUCAAGAGCUUGCUCAACUGGAACUUAUAAGCCGAAUUUGUGGGAGUCCUUGUCCGGCAGUGUGGCCUGAUGUUAUAAAAUUAGCUUAUUUCAACACAAUGAAACCAAAGAAGCAAUAUCGUCGAAAACUGAGAGAAGAGUUUGCUUUCAUCCCACCAGCUGCAUUAGAUUUGUUUGACUAUAUGCUUGCUCUGGAUCCCAGCAAGCGUUGCACAGCUGAGCAAGCACUUCAGUGCGAGUUCCUGCGAGAUGUGGAACCAUCUAAAAUGCCGCCUCCAGACCUUCCUUUGUGGCAGGAUUGCCAUGAGCUGUGGAGUAAGAAACGCAGAAGACAGAAGCAGAUGGGCAUGACUGAUGACUCAACGGCAGCUAAAGUCCCUAGGAAGGAUCUGUCUCUAAGCAUGGAUGAGAGCAGAACCAACACCCCACAAGGCAUGCAAACUUCUUCCCAACUCAAAACUCAGGGCAACUCUAGUGUAGCACUUGCAAAAACAACCACUGGACAGCAGUUAAACCAGAACGAAGUGGCAAUCCUGCUAAACCUGCUACAGUCUAAGACGAGUGUUAGUUUGGCACAGUUUGCCCAAGUGUUGAAUAUUAAGGUAAACCCGGAGACUCAGCAGCAACUAAAUAAAAUAAAUCUUCCUGCUGGAAUUUUGUCAGCAGGUGAAAAACAGUCAGAACAACAGCAGCAGCCGCCACCACCUCCACCACCACCACCAGAACAGGAGCCUCUAAAACAGCCGUCAGUCGCGCAACCUCCUGUGCCACCUGCUCAGCUGAGUCAGCCUAAAGUUGAGACUGAUGCUGCCCAGGCAGCUGUGCAGAGUGCGUUUGCUGUUUUGUUGUCUCAGUUAAUAAAGGCUCAGCAAACAAAACAGAAAGAUUUUACGUUGGAGGAGAAGGAAAACGGAUCAGGAAAUGAAAUGUCAUUGCAACUCAGGCAGCCUCCAGAGCCCACCACUCCUGCAUCUGUCAGCCGGGACGAGGUGGAAUCUCCAGCACCCAGCUACCCACACCUGAUCAAGUCAUUGUAUACACCUGCAGGUCAAGAGGACUUGGUUAGGCAGUCUGAGAUGAGGCUUCUAAACCGAACACCUGAACAAGAACGCCCUCGGAUCUUGCCUCCAGACCAGCGUCCCCCAGAGCCACCAGAGCCUCCACCUCUCACUGACGAAGACCUUGAUUAUCGGACAGAGAACCAGCAUUUGCCUAUAACUAACUCUUCAGGAGCAGAUCCUCACGCGGGAGUGAAAGCAGCUCUUCUGCAGCUGCUUGCUCAGCACCAAGCUCAGGCAACAGCAGAGGAGCCAGUACAAACAAGCGUGGAUUAUCAGGCUAGAGACUCCUAUGUAACAGGCCCAGACUACAAGGAUAACUUUGGAUCAUCCGCCUUCUCAUCUGCGCAUUAUGGCAGUAGCGAUGGAAUAGGAAGUGGAUCAUCGGGAGCAUUAGAAAGGAGGAGCUUCCUUGGAAACUCAGAUAUUCAAUCUUUGGAUAACUACAGUACUGCUUCAUCUCACUCUGGUGCUCCCCCUCCUCCGUCGGCCUUUUCGGAAUCCUUUCCCAGCUCAGUAACUGGUUAUGGAGACAUUUACCUCAACACUGGCCCCAUGCUCUUUAGUGGAGAUAAAGACCAUAGGUUUGAGUACAGCCACUGCCCGAUCCCAGUUCUGGGGAGCGGUGGCGACGCUUCUGCGGGGCCAGAGACUACGCACUCUUUGCCCACAAAGAUGCACAACUACAGCUACGGAAGUAACUUACAGGAGAAUCCCAGUGGCAUCAGCCACAUGCAUGGACAGAAUUGGACUUCUCCUGCCCAAGGACCUGGCUAUUCCCAAGGAUACAGGGGACACAUUAGCACAUCCGCAGUGAGAGGGCGAGGCAGAGGAUUACCAUAUUGAUUAUCUGUUUUUCCUCAGGCACAUCAUUUUUAUCUGGAAAAACUGUUUUGUUUGGGUUUUUUGUUUUUGUUUCGUUUCCUAGCUGCAGUUUAAAGCAGCAAUUCAACAGACUUGAAUAAUGUUAAUUCAACAGCUUUAUUUUUAUGUGGAAAAGGGUCUUGCAUACAGUAGGAAAAAAUGCAAAAUGCUUAAAACUCAUGCUGUCUGAAAACUAGGUGAAUUGAUUGUACAUGUUCACAAACUCUAGUUCUGAAUUUUAUUUUGUAUUUUGGCAGUUUUAAGUGGAUGCUAAAUUUAGGGACAUCAGCUUUUUAUGGCACUCUUUCAGAUCUUCUGAACUAUGCACAUUUGUGCUUUUUUUGUAAGUUUGGACCAACUUUUAUGUAAAAAAAAAAAGGAAAAAAAAAAAAAGGAAUUUUACAACAAUCAAAGCAGGGCACUGAUUUAUUUGGUAUUUUUCUUUUUACAGAACUACCUUUAGUCAAAGGUCACUGUCAGUCUUUGCACUGCUUUCAGUGUUAUUGUGGAAGGUGUACUUUGUGCUCAUUUCAGAUAAUAAAACACAACCUUUCUCUUGAUGCAAAAUUUUAUAAAUAUUUGGUCAAUGUUAUUUUUUUUUUCUUUCAAGGAAAAAAAAAAA